Linum trigynum is the source of this 1531-nucleotide messenger RNA. Lineage: Eukaryota; Viridiplantae; Streptophyta; Magnoliopsida; Malpighiales; Linaceae. The record is from the annotation of a GenBank genome assembly.
CAGAGACCCACUCUGCUUCAUUAAUAAACCACACACAGAAGAGAGAGAGAGAGAGAAAUCAUGAGGAUGGGAGUGGAGGUCCAAGAUACGAGCUUUGCCGCCGUCGCAGGCCAAGAGAACGUCUCCGGCCGGUCACCGGCGCCGAUCAGCUCAAGAUUAGCCUCUCUCUUGGGUUCUAAAGACCGCGAUUAUCUCCUCUCCCGAGAUGGAACUCAGGUGAAAAUGUCCGACUUAGAAGGCAAAGUAGUGGCACUAUACUUCUCAGCAAACUGGUACCCUCCAUCCCGCAACUUCAACCAGUUCCUGAUUGGCGCCUACCAGCAGCUCAAAUCUACAAACGUCCCGUUCUCCGAUCUCGAGACGAAGAAGUCGUUGACUCGGAAAUUCGAGAUCGAAGCGAUUCCCUGCCUUGUGAUCCUGCAUCCCGGGUCAGGGAAAGAUGUCGAGCAAAAUGCGCUAAGAAACGGCGUCGAAUUGUUGCAUCGAUUCGGGGUGAAUGCAUUUCCAUUCACCAAGCAGAAGCUGGAGCAGCUGGAGAAAGAGGACAAGGAGAAGCAUGACAGCCAGACACUCGUUAAUUUGUUGACCAAUCGUGAUCGAGACUACGUUUUGAGUCACCAUGGAGCGAGACAGGUGCCGGUAGCAUCACUAGUAGGCAAAACGAUUGGGCUCUACUUCUCGGCUCAAUGGUGUCUGCCCUGCGAGAAGUUCACCCCAAAGCUCGUCCCAAUCUACCACAAGAUCAAGGCCGACGACGAAGACGACUUCGAGAUCGUGUUCGUGUCGAGCGAUCGUGACCACGAAUCGUAUGCCUCCUACUUCUCCUUGAUGCCGUGGCUGGCGAUCCCCUUCGGCGACGCCAACAUCAGGAGCCUCGCGAAGCACUUCGACGUGCAGGGGAUCCCCUGCCUGGUGAUCCUGGGGCCCGACGGCAGGACCGUCACAGCGAAGGGGAGGAGCCUCAUUAACCUGUACCAGGAGAAUGCAUUUCCCUUCACCGAAUCGAAGGUGGAAUUGUUGGAGAGUCAAGUGGAUGAAGAGGCUAGGGACUUGCCGAGGACGAAGCUCCACGGUGGGCACAGGCACGAGCUGAACUUGGUUUCGCAGGAGAAUGGCGGCGGGCCGUUCAUAUGUUGCAACUGUGAGGAGCAAGGGGUAGGGUGGGCGUACCAGUGUUUGGAUUGUGGGUAUGAGUUGCAUCCCAAGUGCGUCAGGGUCGUGGGGGAUCAUGCUGUGCGUGAUGUUGCUAGCAAUGGCUGAGAAAGAAACAGAGAGAGAGAGAGAUAGAGAGAGGUUUUGGUGUUCUAUGGUUAAUUCCAGCUGCGUUUUGCUAAUUACCUUCGACGCUUCUUCUUCUUCUUCUUCUUCUUCUUCUUCUUCUUCAGUACUGCUCUGAUUUCUGGUUUUGCAUAGCAAAGCUUGAUUAGCCGCGACCUUGUGGGGUUGGAGCAUCUCUAAUCUUUCUUGCCCAAGAGAAACAAGGGUCUCUUUGGUGUACAUGGGUAGUGUUAAAUUAAUCGCAAGUAAGGAA